This is a messenger RNA of Capsicum annuum, 1902 nucleotides long. Its product is annotated as putative late blight resistance protein homolog R1B-23. The record is from RefSeq and is a predicted model, not a curated record. Gene Ontology annotation, biological process: defense response to other organism. NCBI's taxonomy places the organism in Eukaryota, Viridiplantae, Streptophyta, Magnoliopsida, Solanales, Solanaceae. Gene Ontology annotation, molecular function: ADP binding.
CUGCCUCUUUCAGUUGUUUUGGUGGCUGGUAUUCUGGCUGAGUUGGAGAAGGAAGAAGAAUGUUGGAAACAAUUUGCCAACAAUUUAGGUCCCCACAUUCACAAAGACUCGAGGGCCAUUAUAGAACAAAGUUAUCAGAUUUUACCCUAUCAUCUCAGGUCUUGCUUUCUUUUCUUUGGAUCCUUUCCAGAGGACAAUGUACUUCCUGUUAGAGAAUUAACAUGGUUGUGGAUCUCCCAAGGAUUUGUUAAAAGUUGUGAAGGCAAGAGCUUGGAGGAUAUAGCACAAGGCUAUUUGGAGGAUCUUAUUGGAAGAAAUCUAGUGAUGGGAACUAAGACGAGUUCUCGAGGUAAGACCAAAGCAUGUCGCAUUCAUGACCUGUUGCAUGAUUUCUGCAAGGAAAGAGCAAAGGAAGAGAAUUUUCUCCUAUGGAUAAAGAGGAAUGAAAAUGCCGGUCCAUCUUCCUGUUUUGACAGUCACAACCGACUUGCUCAUCACAUGUCCAUUUCUGCAUACAAGUAUCCUAUUGGAGAUUGGAGCUCAUGUUGGUCACAUGUUGGCUCUGUAUUUUUGUUUGAUGCUCCUGCUUGGCAAUCCCGUGACCUCCUCAACCAGAUUUACACCUUCAAGUUUCUAAAAGUGUUGGAUAUGUCGAGCAUUUUAGUUGAUUAUUUUCCUACUGGUCUUGUUUACUUGAGGUUUUUAGCUGCAGAAGUUUCCCUCAGACAUUAUAAUUCAAUCAUAGACAAUAGUUGGAAACUUGAAGUUCUGAUGUUACUGAAUACUAAUUCUUCAAGCAUCAUGCCACUACCCAUUAGAGUCAGGAAUAUGGUUAAACUGAGACAUCUGCAAAUCUGCUAUUGUGGCUUCUCCAAAGAAUUACUUGAGAACUUCGAAAACCUUUAUGAUCUGCAAACUCUCUCCACGCCAUUUAUUGCUGAAGUCCAGGAUGUGGAAUUGAUUUUGAGAAAAACACCUAAUCUUCGGAUACUGGAAUUUGAAAUUGAAGGUUUUGAAUACUUUCAGUACCGCAUACUGAACAUUCCAACACGGAUUGAAAAGUUAUGCAUUUAUUGUCACAACAUUCAUCAUGGCGAAUUCCCUAAAAUCAUCCCCUUUUCCAUCUCCUCACCAAGCCUCAGAAGCUUGACACUAUGCGGCUUUUACCUGCAUCAUCAGCACUUAUCAGAAAUUGCUUCGCUUCAGAACCUUCAGGCACUUAGACUACUACUCAUUCAAUUUGAGAACAAGGAAUGGAAAGUGAGCAAUGGCGAGUUCCUUCGACUCAGAUCGUUGAAACUAAUAAUAAUAAAGAGCAUUAAAGAAUGGAGAUGUAUCGGCGACGAUGCAUUUCCCCAACUUGAACGCUUGGUUUUGCAUGGCUGUCCAUUUCUUAAGGAGAUCCCUUCUUGUUUCGAAGGCAUCUCUUCUCUAUUGUCCAUUGAGUUAUGGCGUUGCAACGAGUCUGUCGUCAAAUCAGCCAGAGUUAUCCAAAAAACACAAGUUGAAGAUUAUCAGAAUUCUGGCUUUCAGGUCUUUAUCCAUGAUGAUUCACCCCUUUAUUAAGGUUCUGAAGCAGAGUCUGUAGGUUCUGAGGCGAAGUUUGUAGGUUCUGAGGCGGAGUCUUACGAUUCAACAUAACAAUAGAAUCUCUCGAAACAUUAGAGUUGGUGAAUCAUCCAUCUUUCAAAAGGUGUUUUAUUUAGACAUUCAAUUCUUUCAGCUUUAUGGUGUCAUUGGGGCCUUGUCCUGGCUUAGAUAGAUUAGUCAAUGAUUAGAGGCUUCGUAGAUAGGGGUUGGCAGAUGUUUUUGAUUAUGAUGUUAUGUUCAUAGUUUGGGAUUUCUUUUUUUAUUGAGCUUUCUUUAGAGACUUCUUUGAAUUAUAUUAUAUUUCUGCACUCC